GUGGCUAUGGAUGCUGUUGGAUUGCACCUGAAGGACAAGGAUGGAGAAGCUCUCUGUGACAGAUCUCCUUUGCCUGAGGAGUUGGGCUCAGACAGUGGGGAUGAGCAGUCGCUGUGCUGCGAUGCUGACCUGGAGCUGAAUGCCUUUGAUGGGCUGCCCCAUUCCUCUCGUUACUACAAACUCCUGCAAGAGAGGAAGCAGCUGUCGGUGUGGGAGACCAAGUUGGCUUUCAUGACCAGUUUAGCCACCCAUCACUUUGUUAUCCUGUCUGGGAACUCCAGGAUGGGGAAGAGCAGCCAGAUCCCCCAGUGGUGUGCAGAAUAUUGCCUUUCUCUCCAGUAUCGCCAUGGGGUUGUUGUGUGCACACAGACACACAAGCAGACGGCUGUCAGCCUUGCCCUCCGCGUGGCAGAUGAGAUGGAUGUCAACAUAGGGCACGAAGUGGGCUACGUAAUUCCAUUCGACAACUGCUGCAUCAAUGAAACUAUCCUAAGGUACAAUACAGAUGACAUGUUGCUACGAGAGAUGAUGUCAGAUCCUUUACUUGAACACUAUGGAAUUAUCAUCAUAGAUGAAGCUCAUGAAAGAACAGUUUCCACUGACGUGCUGCUGGGGCUUCUGAAGGACAUUGUAAAACAGAGACCAGAGCUUAAAGUGGUAAUAAUCACCUGCCCUCACAUGUCUAGUAAACUGCACACCUACUACGGUGAUGUUCCUCUGAUCCAAGUGGGCAAUGCGAAGAGGUGUCCUGUCGAGGUUGUUUACAGUUGCGCUUCUCAGAAAAACUAUUUCCUGCCUGCACUGAGACUGCUGUUUGAGAUACACCACACCCGGGAGAAGGGAGAUGUGGUAGUCUUUCUGUCCUGUAAAAAGGAAAUAGAUGAAGCAUGCAGUAUAAUCAGACAAGAAGCUUCUAAUCUACACCCGGUAUUAGGAGAACUAGUUCCAAUUCCCUUCUUUCCAGAACAGGGCAGACCUGUUUAUAGUCCAAGCGAAGUGUGGGAGAAGAGCUGUAAACAUUACAAGAGGAGAGUGGUGUUGACAACCAGCAUGGGAGAGUCCUUACUUUGCAUGGAGAAUGUCAAUUUUAUUAUUGAUGUUGGCAUUGAAAGAAGAAAUGUUUACAACCCGAGAAUACGAGCAGAUUCGCUCAUGAUGCGACCAAUUAGCAAAAUCCAGGCUGAGAUGCGCAAGCAGAUCAUCAGCACAGGGAGAUCAGGCAAAUGCUUCCGGUUAUACACUGAGGAAUUUCUGCAGAAAGAGAUGCCUGAGCUUUCACCAGCUUACGUUCUUGAAUCCAACCUCAUUCGCAUGGUUCUAUUACUGAAGAGAAUGGAUAUUGCAGACAUGGGCCAAUGUGACUUCAUAGAUAGGCCAGCUCCUGAAGCUCUGAUGCAGGCAUUGGAGGAUCUUGAUUAUCUUGCAGCCCUGGAUGAUGAUGGGAAUCUAUCAGAAAUUGGAAUAAUCAUGUCAGAAUUCCCACUGGAUCCACAAAUGGCCAAAGCUCUUGUUGCAUCCUGUGAAUUUGACUGUGUUCACGAAAUGUUAACAAUAGCUGCCAUGGUAACAGCUCCCAAUUGCUUUGUGGACCCACCUCCUGGUUCAGAGCGAACUGCAUUCGCUUGUCGGAGGAAGUUUUUUCAUCCAGAGGGCGAUCACUUUGUCCUCCUCAAUGUUUACAGUGCAUUUAAGCAGAACAAGAGGAGUGCAUCAAACCAACACUCUGAGGUUGAGAAGUGGUGCCGUGACAAUUUCCUGAAUUACUCUGCCCUGAGGAUAGCGGAUGCCAUCAGAGCUGAGCUGCUGGGCAUCAUGCAGUGUAUCGAGCUGCCCAUUUCAAAACCCGCUUUUAGCACGCUUGAAAAUACACUGAAUGUGAAAAGAGCUUUGUUGUCCGGCUAUUUCAUGCAGAUUGCACGAGAUGUUGAUGGAUUGGGGAACUAUGUCAUGUUAACGCAUAAACACGUAGCACACCUCCACUCUUUCUCAGGCUACUAUUCUUCCAGGCAGAAACCAGAGUGGGUUUUGUUCCGUGAAUUCACAAUAUCUGAAAACAACUGUAUCAGAAUCGUGUCAGAAAUUUCACCGGAAAUGUUUGUCCAGCUGGCUCCACAGUAUUACUUCAGUAAUCUACCCCCAAGUGAAAGCAAGGAACUCCUCCAGGAAGUUAUUGACCAAUUCUCAAAGUUGUCGACUGGUGAGGACCAUCCUCCAGCAAGCAAAGAAAACGAGAAGCAAGAGGAAAACAGCCAGAGUGAAGACAGAUGUGCCAUUCAAUGACCAUUUUCUAAUUCACUAAAGGAAUGAUUCACAGUACAAAGACUGAUCCAAAGGGCAACAAUCAAUCAAUGUGCCAAAAGUUACCAUGUUUUCACUGUAAGGCAUUGUCACACAUGUGAUCUCCAUGUGGAUUUGUAAAGACUUUUAUUCGAUGAACAAUUUAUUCAAUAGCUGUUUUAAAUUUUAGUUCAAAGUGUAUUAAUUUGUGUGAAUAAAUUUUUUUUAAACA
Molecule: messenger RNA, 2509 nt
Organism: Callorhinchus milii (elephant shark)
Lineage: Eukaryota; Metazoa; Chordata; Chondrichthyes; Chimaeriformes; Callorhinchidae
Gene: dhx32b
Product: DEAH (Asp-Glu-Ala-His) box polypeptide 32b
Exons: 11
Coding region: 7-2280 (757 amino acids)
Cellular component (GO): intracellular anatomical structure; spliceosomal complex
Molecular function (GO): RNA binding
Source: RefSeq, a predicted model, not a curated record